AGGAGUGGGGAUGACUUUCGAAAACAGUCACGACUUGUCAACAAUAGUUCAUAAGUUGUAAUAUUUUUACAGAUUUUUAUUUUACAUUUCCGAAACUAUAAUAUUAGAAUUUCAAUGCUUGUUAAUCAAGUUACGAGAAGAGUUUCUCCAGUUUUAAAAAAUUUAUAUAUUUCCAUUAGAACAAUACCCAAAGUAAUUCCUGUGCAAACUAUGUCAACUGAAUCGAAAAUAGUGGAACCAAACAAUAAUCUAGUUGGUGUUGCACAAAUGCGUUCAACGAACGACAAAAAUGCAAAUCUAGAACAAGUAAAACUUCUUUUUCAAAAGGCCAAAAGCUUAAACGUUAAGUUCCUUUUUCUACCCGAAUGUUGUGACUUUGUUGGGGAAAAUCGACAAGAAACCCUUACAUUAUCAGAAUGUCUAAGUUCAAGCAUUUCACCGUAUGCAGAUUUGGCUAGAGAUAACAAUAUGUGGGUCUCCCUUGGUGGCAUCCAUGAAUCUAUUCUGAAUUCGUCUUCCGAGAAGACCGAGAAAAUUUAUAAUACUCACGUAUUAAUCAAUUCGAAUGGGGAAAUUGUUAAAACUUACCAUAAACUACACUUGUUUGAUGUUGUGACACCAGAAUUCCGUUUUCGAGAAUCCGAUGUGGUUUCAAAUGGAGACCGUAUAAUUGCACCGGUAGAAACGCCUAUAGGUAAAUUAGGGAUGCAAAUUUGCUAUGAUAUUCGUUUCGCUGAACCGUCAACAAUACUACGAAAACUUGGUGCUGAAGUUCUAUCCUAUCCUUCAGCAUUUGCUUUUACAACUGGGCAAGCACACUGGGAAGUGUUAUUGCGAGCUAGAGCUAUUGAGAAUCAAUGUUAUGUUGUAGCACCUGCCCAAAUAGGAUUUCAUAAUUCUAAAAGACAAAGCUACGGAUAUGCAAUGAUUGUUGAUCCAUGGGGAAAGAUUUUGGCCUGCAGCGAGCAAAGAGAACUAGAUGUUAUUACAGCUCAUAUAGAUCACAACAAAUUAGAGAAAAUUCGGCAAAAUAUGCCAUGUUUCGAACAUCGUCGUAACGAUAUCUACAGUUUAAGUGCAAUUGAGACUGCUGAGCUAGAAAAUGUUGAUCGAAUAUUUGGUUCACAGACCAUUCCGGCAUCAACAAUUUUUUUUGAGAGCCCAUAUUGUUAUGCAUUCACAAAUUUACGAUGUGUUGUAAAAGGACAUGUUUUAGUAUCAACGAAGCGUGUGGCGCCACGGUUGCAAGAUCUGAAUCGAGAUGAGAUAAGUGAUUUAUUUAAUACUGUAUGUAAAAUUCAAAGAAUGUUAGAAGAUAUUUACCAUACUUCAGCGGCUACAGUAACAGUGCAAGAUGGUCCUGAUGCCGGACAAACUAUUAAUCACGUGCAUUUCCAUGUGAUGCCUCGGCGGCCUGGAGAUUUUGGCCACAACGAUCAAAUUUACACUCAACUUGAAAAAAUAUGUGAUAGUAAAAAUCGUGAUAUUACCGAAAUGGUUUCUGAAGCAGAAAUAUAUCGGGAUUUCAUUAUCAAGAGGAGAAUUUAAUUAACAAUUAACAAUUAUAUAAUUGUGUUAAAGUUAAAAAAAAAAAAUAAAUAAAUAAAUACAUUAAUAUUUUUAGUUUAUAGAUGAUGGCUUUCGC
This is a messenger RNA of Episyrphus balteatus (marmalade hoverfly), 1645 nucleotides long. It is a transcript of the gene NitFhit, whose product is annotated as nitrilase and fragile histidine triad fusion protein NitFhit. Gene Ontology annotation, molecular function: bis(5'-adenosyl)-triphosphatase activity; hydrolase activity, acting on carbon-nitrogen (but not peptide) bonds, in linear amides. The transcript is spliced from 8 exons. The record is from RefSeq and is a predicted model, not a curated record. Lineage: Eukaryota; Metazoa; Arthropoda; Insecta; Diptera; Syrphidae. Bases 115 to 1548 code for a protein of 477 amino acids. Gene Ontology annotation, biological process: nucleobase-containing compound metabolic process.